UUAAAAGAGCUCGCUGCUGUUUGUUAUACACCGCAAAGCACUGCAGGAUGUUUGCCGAGCGCUGCUCUCACUGGGGACGAGCCCAGAGCCGGUGAAGGGACCUUCGACUGGGCCGAGCAGCUCCUCGGGAGGAGGCGGAUCCGAGGAGGAGACGCGGAUUAGACAGGAAUGCAGCAGGGAGAGACGAGGGGACGAGCAGGAUCCGCUCUGGAGCCAUGCCCCGUGUGACCUCUGCGACCCCUGCGACCCCUGCGACCUCUGCACGGGGCCCCGCCCGCCUCCUGCUGAUGCUCGGUCUCCUCCGGGCCUCGGAGCUCACCUGUCCACCCAUGUGCCUGUGCAUCUCCGACACCGCGAGCUGCAGCUCCAGCGGCCUCGCUAAGCUGCCUCUGACCCUGCCGUCCUUCUCCGUCACCCUGGACCUCAGCCACAACCACCUCACCUGGCUGGCGUCAGGCAGCUUCUCCCACAUGCCGCGGCUGGAGAACCUGCGCAUGGGCCACAAUUACCUGAGCUCCCUCCGUCCCGGCGCCUUCCACAACGCCACUGGCCUCAGGCACCUGGACCUGUCCUCCAACCGGCUGAAGGUGGUGGAGCCGCACUACUUCCAGGGGCUGUGGAGGCUGGAGGAGCUCCUCCUCUACAAUAACAAGAUCACGCAGGUGGAGGCGGGCGCGCUGAGCGGCCUGAGCAGCCUGAAGAAGGUCUACUUCAGCCUCAACCAGAUCACGCACUUCCCCUUUUUCUCCAUCCGCGAGCACAGCCACCCCUUCCUGGCCAUGCUGGACCUGUCGUCCAACCGCCUGGCGCGUCUGCCCUGGGAGGAGGUCAAGGCGCUGCCGGGGCUGCUGCAGCGCGGCCUCUACCUGCACAACAACUCCAUGAUCUGCGACUGCUCCAUGUACAGCGUGCUGUGGCGCUGGGACGCGUGGGGCUACGACGCGCUGAGGGACUUCAGGGAGCAGCACGUGUGCUCCAUCGCCGGGGACCCGCGGGCCUCCAUCCGCCUCCUGCAGCAGCCUCGCUACUUCAACAACUGCACCGUGGAGAGGGCGUCGGCUCAGCCGGUGGCCGUGCUCCUGUCCAACGUGCACGUUUCCGAGGGCAGCCGGCUGCUGCUGGACUGCCCCACGCCUCUGAGCGGCGCCGACCUGUCCUUCUCGUGGCUCUCGCCCCGGCUGGGCCCCGUCUCUGCGGCGGAGCCGCUGCUCCACCUGUUCGCUAACGGCACGCUGGAGAUCCGGGAGGCGGCGGUGAACGACUCGGGGCUGUACGUGUGCACGGCGGUGGAUGCCGGGCAGUCCCUGAACGCCACCCGGGAGGUGAACGUGACGGUGGUGCCGGGUGAAGCGGACUCCUUCAGCACCGGCUACACCACGCUGCUCGGCUGCUUGGUGACCAUGCUGCUCAUCCUCAUGUACCUGUACCUGACCCCGUGCCGCUGCGGCUGCUGUAAACAGCCCAAGCCGCCGUUCAUCCCCAUCGUGACCUAUGACCCCGGCGCCUUCCCCUACUCGGCGAGCGAGCCGCCCAAAAGCCAAAGCAGCAAGCAUGUAGCAUUCAUGGAGCCGAUGACAGGCGACGCGGGAGCGGAGUGGACGCCUGAAAGCUGAUGCUGAGCAGCCAUCGCUUCCGCUUUUUUGCCAGUGGAACAAAGCGCUAGGAAGAAGCCAAAGCUCCCUCCUCAGGAAUCAGCCAGAGGUUGUUAUUAUUAACACUGUAAAUUACAAGCAUGACAAUCUCCUUUUCCUCAGCUUAAGCUUCCAGUGUAAACAAAGCAAUAUCUCCCGCUCCCCUUCUCUGUCCUCUGGUUGUUAGUGGAAAUGAUAGCGUCAACUUUAGCUUAUUAACUAUAAUUUAGAAUUAUCAGGCCUGAAAUCGCGGGUUCAUAAUGAGUGUGGCUCACUUCUCACAGACACAUUAAUCAGGGUAAAAGGUUUAUGACUGUGUAGGAGCCAUAGAAACUAGCACUGCAUCAGCUGAAGACUUUAAGUAAACACAAUAUGUCUCUGUAGCUCCGCUAACCAGCUCCUGAGAGGACGCGAGCUGUGGCGUGUGAUUAAAGGCAAUAAUUGGGAAGUGAUGUUAGCACAUUCAUUUCUACCACUGACAAAAGAACGAAGUCGAAAAGAAAAGCAAUGAAUGUUUUUCUGCAGACAUGUUCACAUUCUGCAUCGAUAAACUGUACAUUUAUCUGGCAACCCAAAACGAGGCGAGUCGGUUUAUGUGGCAAACAGGAAACCAGAAACAAACAGCGAUUGGCCUGUUCUUCAAAGGCAGCAUCUCUGUGAUCAAACACGGCGGAGCACUUUGAACGCCUCCGAACACAACCUCACAAUGUUAACUGAAGUGACAAAUAUUAAAGCAGCGCUGAUGCGAAGCCUCCAGGCAGGUAUUACUUUGUAGAGCUGUGUUUUGUUUCUUGAUUUCAUUUUAAAUUCAGUGUAACAUGCUCCAAAUGACAGAAUUACACACUGCGAUAACAACAGAGCUGAACCAUGUAGAGGAACCUGGAACGACAUGAGUGUGUGGGAUGAGAGCAUGAAGUCACCGGCGCAGCUGGGGCCGGUUGGGGAUGAGGCUGCGCUCGCUUUUAUUUCACUUUUAAAGUCCGGGCGCCCAUGAUGUGAGUGAGUGUCACACAAAUUGCAUUGAGAUUGAAAAGGAUUACAUGUAAUCUUUCAUAUAUACGUCAAAAGCAGCAGCCACAAAGGAGAACAUGUCGCUACAGAAGACGCCUUUGAUUAGUUCUAAAUCCGUAAUUAAAACUGGACUCCCCUCGAGCCCCGGGGGAAUAAUACUGAAAUGCAGCGUGAAUGUAGAUUCACACACAAUAAAAAGGUGGAAGUCCAAACUGAAGCGGGCAGAAACUGGGCCAGAAACGGUCUGUGACAGAGUUUCUACGCUGCUAAACACUCAGGGAUUAGAGCAGUUGUAAUGCACCACUCUGCUGCAUCACACUAAUACGUUAUUGUCAUAUUUAGCAAAGUUUCAAAUGUUUUCAUGGUGAAAAACAGCAUUUAAUUGUACGUACUGUGACGUUUUAUGUAACCCGAUGGACCAUCUUGCAGCCGAGUCUGUCGUGACCUGUGGUUUUACACGGUGUAAUGAGUUGAUGGGUCGGUUCCGGAGAUUAGCAGGAGGAUGAAAAGCAGGUGCUUGGUCAGUUCGGGUUUUAAAACCCCUGUAAUCUGGUUCUGCUCCUGUUGCUGCUCACACAGCUGCAUGGAAGGGAUUGUUUCUGAUAUGAUUAAAACCCCAAAACAACACAUCAUGUGAGCGUUUCAUUAAGAGCUUUCUGCUUCACACAGGGUCCAUUAAUGACCAGUGGUUAUGUAACCAAACUGCUGAUUUAGGAAUCAACCUCACUCAUCCUCAACAUCCUGAUGCUAUUAGGCGUCCACUGUUUUUAAUUCUAACCUUCUGACACCGAGUACUUUACAGAUAAUGGGAAAAAAGCCUGAGCACAACAGACGAGCACAAGAGACGCACAAAAAGCAGACUACGCUCAUUUUGCACCAUUAAGCUCUUCUACAUCUGAAAUACAAGGCAGCAGUUACACAGAGCUUUAUAACAUUUAUUGUUAAUAUUUUAUCCAAUUUGUAUUUGAACGUGGGACAAAAUUCAAUGUUUUAUCUGAUCAUUAACGCAACGCAGUGUUUAACUUGUGUUCUCAGACAUAAAUAUACCAGGUGGGUGAGGCUAAUGAGAAUAUACAGUAUUCAGCCAAAAAUACCUAAAAUCUUCUCUAUUUCACUAGUUAGGCUUUAAAUAUGUAUUUGUUUAAAUGUGACUUAUAUUAUGACCAUUUUUUGCAGUAAUUGCCUAAUAUCAGGUUUAAAAGUGUACGCGUUACUCUGUCUGCAAAUUACCCAGAAGCUCCCUCACUCACAAAUUACCCAGAUAUAAAGAACGGACCCCUUGAAGCUUGAAAAGAUGCCCUUAUCCAAAGCAAAGCACUCCAUCAGGCUUCAAUUAAAGCAUGCGCUUCCUUCUCCGGAUUAAUUGUUUUCCCUGCUUCGACUGGGCUCCAAGGGAAACGAAAUCAUCUUAUUUAAGAAUCUAAUUACUGUGAAAGUGGAGUUUUACUCUGAAUAACACAAGUUGAAUUGCCUUCACUCGGGGACGGCUGCCUUGACUGUCAACGUGGGCUAUUACUGAGCUGUCAUCAGGCAGGAGUGGAUGCAUCCAGCUGUGGCAGACACAUCUCUCAGAAACGGAACCACCCACACACGUAUGCUCAGUGGAGGUCCAGUGUCACAGAACCGCCUAAAGCCCUUAUUUCAUUCUAAUUGGACUCUUGGACUAUGAAAAACACGCAGGCAGCGUUUGUAUCUUAAGUCCACUGUAUGUCUUUAUUUUUUAGGGAAAAUCAGCUUCUCUAGAAAAAGAAGAAAAUAAAUGUGCACUGUUGCACUGUAGACAAGGAGCCAUUUAUCAGGAACGCAGGCCCGGUUCUGUGUUUCUAAGUCCGACCACUGUAGGAAACACUGCACAUGACUGCAUCAUUAAUCAGAUCUACAGUACAUGCAGUGACAAAGCACGGUCUGCCGCUGAGGACGCAGAGAGAAGACCUCUGUCUGUUUGUGCAUGAGUACAACUUAGCUGCAUGCAAUAAAAUCUGACAAGCACAA
Molecule: messenger RNA, 4634 nt
Organism: Betta splendens (Siamese fighting fish)
Lineage: Eukaryota; Metazoa; Chordata; Actinopteri; Anabantiformes; Osphronemidae
Product: amphoterin-induced protein 3
Exons: 2
Coding region: 216-1613 (465 amino acids)
Cellular component (GO): plasma membrane
Molecular function (GO): protein binding
Source: RefSeq, a predicted model, not a curated record